UAAAAAUCAAUUAUUGACUUAUGUCAUAUGGAAAUGUCAUGCCAAAUAUUGUUUUUCAGAAUGGAGUCAUGGGUUGUGAGAUGGUUGUUCAAGUUUUAUUAAUUUUUCCAAAAGUAUUGACUUUCUGAAACUGUUUUGAUGUAGUGUAAGCAACUUAAUUUACCAGAGAUUCUUCGUUAAGCGAUAUCACCACCCAUGUAAUUCAUAGGUUGAUGACGAUGCCGCAGCCAUCCUACCAUGGGCGAUGACGUAAUCCACCGGAUGUGCUGGCGAACCGUUCUCCUGAUGCUCGCCACAACCUUGGUCGGAUUCAAAAGCGAUGGUGCUUCCCUCUGUCCCGCAGGCUGCCGUUGUGAGAAUGAUGUGCUGAAGACGUCUUGUGCUUCAGCAUCUUUGCAGGUGGUCCCUAUUCAACUCAACCCUGAGCUACGCGUUUUGGACCUCUCCAGUAACAAGAUCCUACACAUUCACUUUUCUUUCGAAUUUUACGAAAACCUAGUGUCGCUGAACCUGUCGGACAACAGAAUAAAAACGUUAGGAAAUUCUAAUUUCAACUCUCAAAAGAAUCUGACUUACCUAGACGUCAGCAACAAUCAGAUAGAGAAUAUCACCAAAGACUCGCUUAAAGGACUCAAAGUCCUGACACAUCUUGACGUCAGCAAUAAUACCCUCCAAGACAUAAAUUCGAUGGCGUUCAGAGACUUGCACUCUCUGGCAGUUCUCAAACUUAAUUCGAAUAAGUUGGUUCACUUAGAGGAACAAAUGUUCAAAAAUAACAGAGAAUUGAGAAAGCUCUAUCUCAGUGAUAACCAGUUUCUAAGAAUACCGACAGUUGCUUUAACUGAUGCUUUACAUUUGCAUUUUUUAACAAUGUCGCGAAAUUUGCUGCUUUCUAUAGAAGCAAACGAGAUGCCUAACUUACCUGAACUUCACACACUUCACAUGGACAGUAAUAUCAUCUCAGAAAUUCAUCCAGAUGGGUUGUCAGGACUUCCAGUUCUGGGAUAUUUGGAUAUUUGCGACAACAACUUGACUUCAUUACCUACUGAAUCUCUGGCAAAGCUAUCGAGUCUGAACAUGUUGAAACUGAGUGGGAAUUUUAUCGAAUCCAUACCACCAGUAGCUUUUAAGGGUUUGUUCCACCUCAAAACGUUAAAAAUCGAUAGAUUAGAAUUAUUGGAAGAAAUUGACGUUAGAGCGUUCGUCGAUAAUAUAAACCUAGAGAAGGUAAAUAUGGACUUCAAUGUGAAAGUAAGAACAUUACCUACAAGGUUGUUCCACAGCAACUCAAAGCUGAGGUAUAUUUCGGUAAGGUACAAUAGCUUAGAGAAUUUAGAUGCUACACAUUUUCCUUUGGACCAACUUUCCGAGUUGAAAAUCGGAGGAAAUCCUCUACAAUGCAAUUGCUCUUUAGGAUGGUUGUGGCAGAUUAUCAAGGAAAGUAAAUCAAAAACGUUGAAUCAAACUGACAAUUUGAUACUCGACGAAAACGAUAUCAUCUGUAGCGGGCCUGAAGAACUAAGAGGAGCUAUGCUAUCCACAGCUUCAAGCACUCAAAUGAGUUGCUCUGUUGGUUGGAUAGCUACGAUAUCUGUCAUAGUGACAGUUAUAUUUGUUCUAAUAGUGAUAGGAGGUGUUUUGUAUUGGGCGCCAAAACACAAACCAAGAAGAACCAAAUCGGAUUUAUCUGUCGAACAGAACCCUGUUCCACAAUGUAGCUCAAGUAAGAGGUCUCCGUUUGAGCCUGUACAAGUGGAGAAAUACAUUAUACCCCCUCCUAUGGUACACGAUUAUAGGUCGUUACAUUCUUGGGAUCCUUACGAGGAAAGCAGUAUAAAUAUAUAUGAACCUUUAAAUGACCACUGUGACAGGCCGCAUAUUGUUUAUGUUUAAUUUGUUCGUGCUGUAGAGUUGGAGCAUGCGCUGUGGAGUUGUCUAAUUUACGAAAUACGUAUUUGAUGAAUAUACGAAGAUAUGGGAAUUAUCUUGCUCACUACAAAGGGCGCUGUAAAAUAGUUUCUUUUUCAGAUUAAUUACGUUUGAAAUAACAAAGUUAAUUAACGGUUAAGCAGAAAGUAAAAAAAAAUAUGAAGAAAAGUACUCGCCG
Molecule: messenger RNA, 2107 nt
Organism: Acanthoscelides obtectus
Lineage: Eukaryota; Metazoa; Arthropoda; Insecta; Coleoptera; Chrysomelidae
Source: the annotation of a GenBank genome assembly